Molecule: messenger RNA, 1430 nt
Organism: Condylura cristata (star-nosed mole)
Lineage: Eukaryota; Metazoa; Chordata; Mammalia; Eulipotyphla; Talpidae
Gene: ANXA1
Product: annexin A1
Exons: 13
Coding region: 103-1143 (346 amino acids)
Biological process (GO): response to interleukin-1; endocrine pancreas development; granulocyte chemotaxis
Cellular component (GO): plasma membrane; cytoplasm
Molecular function (GO): phospholipase A2 inhibitor activity; calcium ion binding; cadherin binding involved in cell-cell adhesion
Source: RefSeq, a predicted model, not a curated record
UCUAUAAAAGAGGAACCCUCAACUCCACUUCCAGUGUGAAAUCUUCAGAGAAGGCUCUCUUUAGUUCUUGGGUAGAAGAAGGGAAAAGGUACUUUUUUAAAAAUGUCCAUGGUACAAGAAUUCCUCAAGCAGGCCUGGUUUAUUGACAAUGAAGAACAAGAAUACAUUAAAACUGUGAAAGGAUCCAAAGGUGGUCAUGGCUCAGCAGUGGGUCCCUACCCAAGCUUCAAUCCAUCCUCGGAUGUUGAGGCCUUGCAUAAAGCGAUAACAGUUAAAGGUGUGGAUGAAGCAACUAUCAUUGACAUUCUGACUAAGAGAAAUAAUGCACAGCGCCAACAGAUCAAGGCAGCAUAUCUCCAGGAAAAAGGAAAGCCCCUGGAUGAAGCUCUGAAAAAAGCCCUUUCUGGUCACCUUGAAGAGGUAGUUUUGGCUCUAUUGAAAACUCCAGCCCAGUUUGAUGCUGAUGAGCUAUAUGGGGCCAUGAAGGGUCUUGGAACUGAUGAAGAUACUCUGAAUGAAAUUCUGGCAUCAAGAACUAACAGAGAAAUCAGAGAAAUUAACAGAGUGUAUAGGGAAGAACUCAAGAGAGAUCUGGUCAAAGACAUCACCUCAGACACUUCUGGAGAUUACAGGAAGACCUUGCUUUCUCUUGUUAAGGGUGACCGAGCUGAGGAUGUUGGCAUGAGUGAAGAUUUGGCCGAUACAGAUGCCAGGGCCUUAUAUGAAGCAGGAGAAAAAAGGAAAGGGACAGAUGUGAAUGUGUUCAAUACCAUUCUUACCACCAGAAGCUACCCCCAUCUCCGCAGAGUGUUUCAGAAGUAUGGCAAGUACAGUGAGCAUGACAUGAACAAAGUUCUGCAAUUGGAGAUGAAAGGCGACGUUGAAAAAUGCUUCCAAACUAUUGUGAUGUGUGCCACAAGCAAGCCAAGGUUCUUUGCUGAGGAGCUGCAUCGUGCCAUGAAGGGUUCUGGAACUCGUCAUAAGAAAUUGAUCAGAAUUAUGGUUUCCCGUUCUGAAAUUGACAUGAAUGAUAUCAAAGUAUACUAUCAGCAGUUGUAUGGAAAAUCUCUCUGCCAAGCCAUUCUGGAUGAAACUAAGGGAGAUUAUGAAAAAAUCCUGGUGGAACUCUGUGGGGGAAACUAAGCAUUCCUUUGAUGAUCUCAACUUUUUGACCACAAGAUUUUUUCAUCAUUAUCUUUUCAUUCCGUAUCAUAGACCUAAGUAAGAAAGUUUAUUAAAGAGGAUUACAGUCUAGCUGCCUCCUAAAAAAUAUAACCUAUAAGUCAUUUUUUAUCACAACUCUGUAUAAAGAAUGUUUUUGUUAAGUAUGUUUACCGAUAAACUAUACACUUCCUUAAACAGAUUGUUCUAGUAACAUCACCUGACAAGGAUGUUUGUGUAGCUGAAAAUAAAAUGCUUUUUUAAGACAA